Rhodamnia argentea is the source of this 809-nucleotide messenger RNA. Its product is annotated as methyl jasmonate esterase 1-like. Gene Ontology annotation, biological process: salicylic acid metabolic process; jasmonic acid metabolic process. Gene Ontology annotation, molecular function: methyl indole-3-acetate esterase activity; methyl jasmonate esterase activity; methyl salicylate esterase activity. NCBI's taxonomy places the organism in Eukaryota, Viridiplantae, Streptophyta, Magnoliopsida, Myrtales, Myrtaceae. The transcript has 3 exons. The record is from RefSeq and is a predicted model, not a curated record. The coding region runs from base 9 to 809 and encodes 266 amino acids.
UACUACACAUGGAUAACAAGGAAACUCAGAGAGAGAAACACUUUGUGCUAGUCCAUGGGGCUUGCCAUGGAGCUUGGUGCUGGUACAGAGUGGUCACCCUCCUCGAGUCCACCGGCCACAAGGUCACUGCCUUGGACAUGGCCGCUUCGGGGAUCCAUCCAAAGCAAGCUAAAGAGUUGAAUUCGAUCGAGGAAUACGUCGAGCCUCUCUUCGAAUUCUUGGAGGGUCUUCCUCGGGAAGAAAAGGUGAUUUUGGUAGGGCAUAGCAUAGGCGGGCUUGUCCUGUCAAUGGCCAUGGAGAGAUUUCCUGAGAAAGUAGCUGUAGCUGUUUUUGCUGCUGCUCUCAUGCCGGGUCCUGAACUCGGUAUCCACUCCAUCCGUGAAGAGCGUGAUCGCAGAUUGGGAUUCAGCACGGACUCGGCAUACGCAUUUGAUGAUGGCCCUGCGCAACCUCCCACUUCCCUGCUUUUUGGAUACGAUCUUCUCUCUACCAAGUUGUAUCAACUGUCCCCACCCGAGGAUUUGACUUUGGCGGCCUCCUUAAUGAGGCCAUUCCGUCUGUACCCUGACCAAGCCAAGAUGAAGGAGGAAGUAGCAGUCACGAAGGCCAAAUACGGCACCGUCCGUCGGGUUUACAUCGUGUGCGACCGAGACCUCAUCCUAACGGAAGACGUGCAGAGAUGGAUGGUGGAGAUGAACCCGCCAGAUGAAGCGAAGGUGAUCUCUGGCUCAGAUCACAUGGUCAUGUUCUCUAAGCCGCAUGAGCUUUGUCAUGCUCUCGGAGAGAUUGCUGAAUGUUAUUGCUCUUGA